CCUUUGCCAAGUGACUACCGUGAUAAUGGAGGCGGAUGAGAUAGAGCUGAGCAAAGAUGAGCUCCGGAAUUGGAUCAAACAGAAGGUAAAGGUGGACAAGCUGAUCAAGUCCGAUAUGCUGGAGAAAUGCAUACUGAUUCAAUCUAUGCUGGAUCGGAAAAUAAAACGGGCUUCCGAAUUCCUGAAGCUCUGCGAGUCUGUGUUGGCACGUGAAGCCAUUGUGAGGAAACAAUACUCCUUGCUGGGGUUGGAAUAUAGAGACACUGAUUCAGAGGAUAAUGCUGAUUGUGAUGAGGACGAUAACAUAACAAGCUGUGGAACAUCAUCAACGCUGGAGAGCAGUGCAACACUUUAUGGAGGAAAUUCCAAAAAACCCUCUUUCAAGAAAGAACCAGUGGUGGUCUUGACCAGACUUUCUGAAAAUCAGAUGAAAACAUUUUGUCCUCCGACGCCUCUGGAUGACCACAGUGAAAAUGAAUCUUCCAGCUACUCGGAUUGUGAUGUGCUGUGGGAACCAAAACAGAAGUCCGAUGAUUCCGAUUCCGAUUCUGAUUCUCCCAUCUCAAGUAACAGGCCUGCUUCGAAAAGGAGAAGAAAAGGAGAUCAUAAGAACCAGAAACGUUCUCGAAUCAAAUCACAACAUGGCAGAAUUACCGUAGCUACGAGCAACGAAGGGAAGAUAUCAACACCCCAAGCAAGUGCCAAUACCGACGCUAAGAGUGCAGUAAUGAACACAUCAACACCACCAUCAAAAACCGAAGGAGCAAGCCUAGAACACAAAGUAACUGUUCCUUGCCAAAAGUCUGACCAAGUUACCGAGACUGCUCCCAGCGCGCCACUAGGAGGGAUCAGGGUUACCAUGAGUGUCCUGGCGAGAAGGAAGUCCAUGAGCUGGCAUCGGGGAAUAAUCCUCGAGGUGUUAGAAAGGGAAAAUGGACGGAUUAAAUACAAGAUCCAAUUUGAGAGCAAGCUGAAGAGCCUCGUCUCCGGCCACCACAUGGCCUUUGACUACAUGCCAAAAGUGGACGGGCUGAUUGUCGGCGCUCGUGUUGUGGUCAAGCAUCAGACUGAAGAGGGCCAGUUCUGCCCCGGGAUCCUGGCAGAGCUCCCAAACAGGAAAAACCGCAUGAGGUUCCUGGUCUUUAUGGAUGAUCACACGCCGCUCUAUGUGAACUUACCUAGACUUCACCUGGUGUGCAGACCAUUGACGGACCCCUUGGACGAUAUUCCAGAUGGCAGCCACAAGAGCUUCAUGCAGCGGUAUUUAAAGGCCUGGCCUUACCCGCCCCAGACACAGUACCGGGUUGGACAGUCCAUAAAUGCAGAAUUAAAUGGAAUAAUACAGAGGUGUACGGUGCAGACGGUCGACUCCAGCUUGUUUAAAGUUCUCGUUUCGACAGAUCAACAUGAGGAAUGGAUCUACCGAGGCUCCUCAUGCUUGGAACGCAUAAUCAAAAGACUUUAGUGUCAUCAGAUAAGUUGGCGCAGAAGAAUACAUCUUCUGUAGUUGCUGAAUCAUCAAAGGCAGCACCCUGAUGGAACAAGACGAUGUGUAAAGAGAGCUGUGUGCUCUCAAGAUGGCGGCCCCUUCAUUUAGUGAAAGGUGCUCUCCAAGGAUACGCUGGAACGUUUUUCAAGCUUACUGGGGAGAAUCCGCACUUAAGUUCCAGCUGAGCCGAUUGAGCAUUUACAUUGAGAACCAUAAAGAUUAUAGUAAAGUUCCAGAAGGGCUUACAGUAUUAGACAUCUGAUUCAUUGCCCUUGACCUGGUCAAUGCCCAUGCUGUUCAUGUGAACAAUGUCUGUGGAGAUCAUUCCUCCGACAUGCCUGAUAUAUUUGAUGCCUAUCAGAUAAUGUCACUGCAGAGAAUGUCUCUGUUUUCCUGGGGAAUGCGAUGGGCCUUGCAUAUGUUUUUAUGAAGAUGUAGACCAUUUAUAAUAAAUGUAUUUUAGUGUGUGAUAACUUAAUAAAAAUGAUAUGUUCAUUUCCAUCAA
Messenger RNA from Trematomus bernacchii (emerald rockcod), 1994 nucleotides. Its product is annotated as histone-lysine N-methyltransferase SETDB1-B-like. The record is from RefSeq and is a predicted model, not a curated record. The transcript has 11 exons. Gene Ontology annotation, cellular component: nucleus. Gene Ontology annotation, biological process: heterochromatin organization; negative regulation of gene expression. Gene Ontology annotation, molecular function: histone H3K9 methyltransferase activity. The coding region runs from base 26 to 1465 and encodes 479 amino acids. Lineage: Eukaryota; Metazoa; Chordata; Actinopteri; Perciformes; Nototheniidae.